This is a messenger RNA of Tarenaya hassleriana, 1912 nucleotides long. Its product is annotated as E3 ubiquitin-protein ligase RLIM-like. Bases 116 to 1660 code for a protein of 514 amino acids. The record is from RefSeq and is a predicted model, not a curated record. The transcript has 6 exons. NCBI's taxonomy places the organism in Eukaryota, Viridiplantae, Streptophyta, Magnoliopsida, Brassicales, Cleomaceae.
UUGAAAUUUGAAAUUUUGAAGCUUCCAUAGAAACUUCAUUUCUCUCUCUCUCUCUCCCCUUCUCUCCCCCGAUCUCCGACCAAAUCGGAUCAAUCUCCGGCGAAACAAGCACCGCAUGGGCACCGGAACCAGUCGAAUCGGGUCGGAACCUCCGCCGGUGCGGGUCAGCCGGAAUAACCGGUCCCGCUCUCGGGCUCGUCUUUCAUCUCUCCUUGUUUGCGGGUGUUCAUCUUCUGACGUGCGCGAUCGCGAGCAGAAGGAACAUUUCAUUGAUGUUAGAGCAAGUUCUUCAAAGGAAAUAAGACCUGUUGUGGAAAUUACUUCAGAGAGAAGUAGAGGAACAGAGAGGUUAAACUCAAAUACAGAAGCUGGAAGCUUGUCUCAAAUCAGUGCCUCGACCUCGACCUCCAGAUGUGUGUCAGUUCCCCAUGGUUUGGUGGGUGCUGAAAUUAGUAAAGGAGAGAUGUACUUGAAGAAUUAUGAGGAACUAGAUAACCCCAAUCGGAUUAGUGUUGAAAUUGAUCAUGGAUAUCCGACGGACAGAAGAGGUACUAUUGCCAGUACUUCCUUUAUAGAACAAUCUUCAGACUUUGUAAAUGCAUCGGUCAACAAGGAACCAAACGACAGAAUCGAAAAUCCAGUGAAUGAGCAGGGGCAUUCUUCUAGUGUAUGGUCAUCGAGACAUUCACUUUCGCAAGAGGCAAAUGAGGCCGUUUGCAGCCGUUCGUCAGUUGAUCUUGACGGAUUUGAUGUGGUGGAGGAUGCAAGUGUAGAAUCCAAUGUAAGACCUGUUGUGUCCAGUAGGGGACAGAAUGGGAUGGAUGAGAGAUCAUCUCAUGAUGGUCCAGUAUCUACAUCUUCCUACAUUUACUCUGAUCACCUUGAUAUCCGUAGUAACUCCAGAAUUUCAUCUUCUGCUGCAUCAUCAAGCACCCGCUCUGCAGUAAUGUCUGUGAAUCCUAACAGAGAUUUCUCAAGUGACAGUGGGAACGAUGCCUUAUCUCAGAAUAGGAGGCCAGCUGAUUUAAACGGGGGUCCUCCCUCUGGUCAGAUCGGGGUUAAUAAUCGGAGUGAACAAAGACAACACUCGAGAUCUGAGGUACCUCUUGUAAAACCCAUCAGUAGUAGUCUUUCUUUCAAUCUGGAAAAACAGAUCUGGGACAUUGUGUUUGGCAUCAAUGAGAACCAACGGCAAACUAACUCGUGCCCGUUUGGGGUCCAUCCUGGUGGUUCGUGCUCAUGUGAUUCAUUAUUGACUGGUGAAGAGUCUAGCAUUCACCUAAGCAUAUCACGCAUAGUGAUGCUUGCUGAAGCUCUGUUUGAGGUGUUGGAUGAGAUGCAGCCCCGAUCAGCCUACUUUUCAUUACCAUUAACUUCACAUGUAGCACCCGAAUCAGUUGUUGAAUCAUUCCCUCUCAGAGAAUACAUGAAGCCCAAGACAGCCGAGUCAACAGAUGAUGUACAACAGUGCUACAUAUGCCUCUCAGAGUACGAAGACGGGGACAAAAUACGUCUUCUUCCGUGUCACCAUGAGUAUCACAUGGCUUGUGUCGACAAAUGGCUCAAAGAGAUUCAUGGGGUCUGUCCGCUUUGCCGAGGAGAUGUGGCCGGUGGUGUGAGUGUGAAUGAGGGUUCAGACUCCAUGAACCCUUCUUCUUGACAGAACUGUACAUAUGGUAAUAUGUAUAUAAGCGACAAGCAGACAUGUACAUAUAUGCAUACAAAUAUGAUUGGUGGCAUUUUAGAAGACAGAACAGAGUUUCCUGUUUGGGUCAGAAAGUAGUGGAAAUACUCCAAAAACAUUUGUAGUGAUAUGCUUCUUUUGUUCUGUCCUGUUUUGUUCUUCCUUUCAUUCUGUUACUACCACUGUCUCCUCACACACUAGAGAUACACAAAGAUGCGAUUGUUAAUA